AAGAUGCCCAUCAACAUCGACGAUGUGAUGCAACUUUUCUGCCAUCUCUCUCAGCUGAAGGGGAUGAAAGCUGCUGUCAAACACUCUGGUCGAGGAGCACUGCUAGCCGGUGCAUCAGCGUUUAUUGGGGGUCUGAUGGGAGGUCCACCUGGAAUUGCUGUAGGAGGAGCACUUGGUGGAAUUCUUGGUGGCUGGAUGACUGCAGGACAGUUCAGACCAGUCCCUCAAAUUCUAAUGGAACUGCCUCCAUCUGAGCAGCAGAAACUCUAUGAUGAAGCUGUUGUUAUUCUCAGGAACUUAGACUGGACUGAUGUUGCUCAACUGACUGCUCUUGUAAUGGGAAAUGCUAAUCUUCAGCAGAAACUGACAGCAGUGCUGAUAAAUUACUUCUCCAAAGAGCUAAGAGCAGAGAUACAAUAUGGAGAAUAACUCUUCCCAGAGUAGGCCUUUUACAAUGUAAUGAGUUUUAGUCUGACAAUUGUGAUUCUUUCAACAUAGCAAUUGUUAGUUAUCAGUACGAACUAUGAAUAGACAGAUCUAAGUUUUAUUUUGACUUCUGGAUUUGGGGUUUGGGGUUUGUUUCUUUCUUUUUGGUUUUGUAAGGAUAGCAUUAGAUUACUGCAUUGUCCUGGCAGUAACUUGCUAUGUAAUUUUGACUUACUCUGCAUUAGAACUAAAUUUGAAGUCACUGAAAGGAACUAAGCUUCUGUUAUGCUGAUAUGCUACUAGUUCAAUUUUCAAUGUCAGUGUUUUAUUUAGGAGAUUUAGUCCUGUUUGUGUAAGUGUUUGAAACUUCAUCUGUGAAUGACAUACAGGUGCCAAAGUAGCUAGGGCACUUGGAAGAAUUUUACUUACUGUCUGUUUCAAUCCUACAAAGGCAAGUUAUAAGUAAGUAUGUGAACUGUGAACUCAAAGGUCUCGAUCCUGGCUUUAUUCUAUAUCAUGUAUUUAUUAUCAUUGUCAAGUUUUUAUUCCUUUCUGUCAGAAGUGAAACCAAUGCCUAAACAAGUUUUAAGCCACAAUUAAACAUAGUGUACUCAAUUAGUAGUUUCUGGUGUCCUGGAGUGUGAAGGUGCAGUAAGAAUACUCUUAAAAACUUGAAACAAGGGGAGCUGAACUGUCCAUUUUUAUAUUAUCCCCAGCACUUCUUGGUUUUCAAUAAAAUAUUCAGCCUUGUACUGGACAGCCUGCAGCUGGCACAGUGGUGGUGGUGGUGUGACAUGCCAGUUACAGUUAACACUCUGAGCUCUAAAUGAAAUGUUGCUGAAUGUCCCAGUCAAUUGUUCAUGAUUUGCUACAGGGCACUAGUAAGACAAGUUCAUAGGUUGAGAAAUGUGUACGUGUGCCUUUUUUUUAUGUGUAAAAACAAGUGAAACUGUUCUGCUAAUUUCAUUUUCCCCCUAAAAUAAAGAUAUCUCUCUAUGUGC
Molecule: messenger RNA, 1427 nt
Organism: Indicator indicator
Lineage: Eukaryota; Metazoa; Chordata; Aves; Piciformes; Indicatoridae
Product: protein C19orf12 homolog
Exons: 2
Coding region: 4-429 (141 amino acids)
Source: RefSeq, a predicted model, not a curated record